This is a messenger RNA of Lingula anatina, 534 nucleotides long. RefSeq lists its product as uncharacterized. The record is from RefSeq and is a predicted model, not a curated record. Gene Ontology annotation, molecular function: protein binding. NCBI's taxonomy places the organism in Eukaryota, Metazoa, Brachiopoda, Lingulata, Lingulida, Lingulidae.
CAAAGUCGUUUACAAACAUGGCCGCCGCAGAUCUUCUGCGAGUACGGCUUCCCUACCCAUGGAGUUACGGGGUCACGGAAGAUGGCAGGGUAUUCUUUAUAAACGACGAUACGAAAACUACAACAUGGUUGCAUCCAAUGACAAAAGAACCGGUGCAGACAGGGUUAACGGCAUCUUCAGACCUGCCAAGAGGUUGGGAACAUGCUUUCAAUUCAGAUGGUGUCCUGUAUUUUAUUGAUCAUAAUACUCAAGUCAGCACAUUUACGCACCCUGUCACAGGAGAGGUUAUGGCAGAGGAGGGAGCACCCCAACAGAAAAUAGAAAGUCCAAAGGAGAAAAGUGGCAUAGAACCCAAAAGAGGGAGUUUGAUCAAGAAAGGAAGCAAAAAGAUUGUUGACUCUCCGAUGGCCAAGCGAAGCGAGGAGGCCCCAGUCUCUAUGAAGGGCUGGCUGUAUAAACAGGAGGGAGGGACCAUUAAGCAGUGGAAAAGAAGGUGGUUUGUCCUGUCCGACUUUUGUCUGUUUUAUUAUAAAG